AUGACAGCCGAAGUAUCUCGGCAAGUGAAAGAACGAAUUGCUAUUGGCGAAGAGGAACUGCAGCGAAAGCGAUCGCUUCCGACUCAUUCUGGUGUCGGUUGUGUGUCCACGACUAGUGUACUCACCAGUCUGGUUGAACUUCCAGACGAAAUUGCAUCUCGUCUAGGAGACUUGAUGAGAUUCCUCGUAAACAAGCAACAUCAAAACUGGACGAUGGUUGUGGGUCAUUUGCAGCAAUGUGGGGGCUUUGUUGGUGUCAGCAACAAACUGGCCAAUCGAUUUGUGCAGCUUAUCCCUCCUAAAGCUAUGAAGUCUUUGAUUGGAAUUAUUGAAGACAUGUACAAAGAGGCAGGUCACUCGCCACUGGUUGCAGUACAAACACACUUUCUCAAGGCCCUUGCUAUUGGUUCGGUAGUCUCUCCACAAACGAUGGGGGUCAUUGAGCUGCGCUUGAGCACAAUUCGUCAGCAUGUGGGAGUUGACAAACCAUUGCCAAUGAGUGCUUAUGAGACCAUGGUUGUCGCUUACGGCAAGGCUAGCGAGCUAGAUCUGAUCAACGCUAUUCUUCGUGAGAUGAAAAAUCACGAGAUUGAACCUUCCUCCAAAAUUUACACCAAUGUGCUCUCCACUUGUGUGUAUCGGUUGAAAGAUCACAAGCAGGCUGUGGAGAUAUUUGAUACAAUGCGUUUUUUUUCAAAAGCCACUAAACCAGGAAGCCGAGAGUAUCGAGAUAUUAUUGUGUCUCACGUAAACAAUAAUGACGUCGAAAAGGCAAUCGAUCUUUAUCAUGAAAUGAUCACUGACAACGUGGAACUCAAUCAACCAAUUCUUGUAGCACUUGCUCGAGGAUGCUCGGGUCGUCCUCAACUUCGGACAAGAGCAUGGGAGUUUAUGUUUGAGAUUUACAAUAAAGGCUGGGAACCUACUCUUGAGCUGUACGAGUAUAUGAUAUAUUUAGCUGCCAAGGAUGGGGAUUUAUCGUUGUCUCGUGCGCUUUACUCCAAGUUGAUAAAUUCUGAGACAGUAACCGUCAGAAGCUUUGGUUUUUUGUUGUUAGCGUACGCGAAAUACCAUCAAUCGGCGGAAUUGCCGUGUGUGUUUGGCGUAAAGAAUGGGCGAACCUUCCGAAAUAAUGUUUUAAAAGACCUGGAGAUUACAUCAGGUGGUGUUUUGCCGUUUUUGCCCAAAUCUGAUCUCGUCACUACUGAUGAAGUGAUGGCCGAAUCAAGUGCUAUUUGGGCCUACCAUUUGAUAAAAAGACCCGACGUAAUCACUCGCGAAAAUGUCACUUCCUAUCUUAACAUUGCCAGUGAAAUUGGUCUGCUUAGAGAAUUUAUUGACCGCUACAAAUCCACCACAUAUUUGGACAGAAGUGGGGCACCACGCAACCGAAUCAUUGCUGUUGAUGAUCAACCAGAUAGUGAGAAUGAUAAUACUGCUGUCUUAAAUUCGAUGGACGAGGUGUCAGAGAUGAAUCUGUUGGUAAAGUCUCCGGUUUUAGAUGAAGUUGAUGAUAUUCAAAGGCAACACAAGGUUUCUCGCAAUUCUUUAAUCUACGUGAUAGCGUUAAAGGCUGCAGGAAAACACAAGAAGUACGACUUUGCUCGUGAAAUAUGGACAGAAAGAGGUGAGUUCAGGAAGACUGCUGCAUUCAAACAACUACCAAGAGAUUUUAAGGAUUCACAAGACUUUCAAUUUGCCAACGCAAUGAUAUACAGUUUGACUCAGAUGAAUUUGCUUGAAGACGCGUGUGCCAUAUUGUUGAGCACUGAGUGGCAAUUUAAAUGGACUUGGGCUGAGUUAAUCCAUUUGCAUCGCGCCUCCGUUGCAGUGGGGAAUGAUAAAAUAGCUCACACAGUACGACUGAUUGCCAAGCGAGCUCAAACCAAUCAUGCCGGGAAAAUGAGACGUAGAGACUACAAAAAGUAUGUCAUGCAAAGGGGUUUUUAA
Molecule: messenger RNA, 1950 nt
Organism: Diutina rugosa
Lineage: Eukaryota; Fungi; Ascomycota; Pichiomycetes; Serinales; Debaryomycetaceae
Exons: 1
Coding region: 1-1950 (649 amino acids)
Molecular function (GO): protein binding
Source: RefSeq, a predicted model, not a curated record